AUGAGCGUCCACAGCAGUUCCUCUCGGUCGAGCACGGACGACUCCCAUGUCGGUCUUCUUAAUGAAAAGCGGCCUCUAGACGACCAGGAAAGAACGUCUGGACUUGCUACUUGGUCCACGGUUGCCACACGGAAUGAGGUCGUCACCUCUCGGCCAUGUCUACCUCUACGCCAACUCGGCAGAAUCUUCAAACAUUCUUUGUACAUUCUACUUCCAACCUUCCUUCAACCUUAUCGCCACAAUGCUUUGGAAAAAUUUGAACCCCUACCACCGACGGCGUUUCUGGAUUCAUGCCGUGGAUUGGCAGCUUUCGUUGUGAUGCUCACUCACAUCUUAUACGGAACUUUCAAUAUCACUUACGCAUGGGGCGCAAAUCCGGAAUCAAGUUCAAGAUAUAGCGACCAACAAGCCAACAGAGAGUUUUUGCGCCUACCGAUAGUCCGCUUGCUCUACUCUGGCCCUCCGAUGGUCCAAAUAUUCUUCGUCAUCAGUGGCUAUGCACUCAGCUACAAACCACUCAAGCUGAUGCGAUCAGGACUUUCCGAGAAGCUCAUGACGACUAUGACCUCUUCAAUCUUUCGCCGUGGAAUGAGACUCUUCUUACCCUGCUUUGCGAGCACUUUCAUUGUGAUAUGCCUGGCCCAGCUCAACCUAUACAAAAUGACGGAAGACUUUGCAGAGAACAUGCGCGUUCUGCCCGAGGACCACUGCUAUACACAACCAAAUCUCUGGCUACAGUUCGUCGACUGGUUGCAGCAGAUGUUGAUCUUUGUCAAUGUUUUCGACUGGUCGUUGUACGCUGGAUCAGUCGAACUGGAUCGACACCUCUGGACCAUCCCUGUGGAGUUUCGAUGCAGCAUGGCUCUCUUCUUGACGCAGAUGGCGGUCGCCAGGAUGUCAACCAGGUUGCGAAUAUCGACAUUCACGCUGCUCAUCAUUUGGGGCGUCUCGUGGGGGAGAUGGGAUCUAUGUCCUUUCUUAGCUGGAGCAGUCAUUGCUGAGCUGGACAUUAUCUGGUCCUCAACGUCAGCUGACCUUCCUACCACGACUGUUCCAAAAACACCUCGACGGAGGAAUUUGGCAGCCAAUGUCAUUCACUGCAGCACACUCCUUGUCUCAUUAUUCCUGCUGUCAUAUCCUGAUGCCGCCGGACACGCAACGCCAGGUUAUGUCACCCUCACGAAACUCAUUCCUUCAGGUUUCACCGAGAUGCAUCGCUUCUGGCCGACUAUCGGCGCCAUUCUCAUCAUCUGGUCAUUGUCUCGCAUAGAUUUCUUACGCCGCGUGUUGUGCUGGAGUCCCUUGCAAUAUCUUGGCAAGAUCAGCUUUCCACUCUAUGUCAUGCAUGGCCCAAUUAUUCACACCUUUGGCUACUUGAUUCUUCCAAAAACACCUAAAGUUGAAACGCCAGAAAUAAUGCGCCAAUUCGAAUUUGAGUUCUUGAAGUCUUCAAUCCUCGUCGUCUUCACUGUAAUAUGGGCUGUAGACGUCUUCCUCAGGGUGGUGGACACACCGUGUGUUGCCUUGACGAAGAAGCUUGAGAGAAUGUUGUUUGUCACAUGAUUCUGGGGCACAUAUUACGAAUAGACGGAUGUUUCGUGUUGGUACACACGGCGGACACUGCGACGAAGUAACGACAUUCCUUUGGAUCGAUGACGAAUACGAUAUGAGCAUGAUGGAUACCCAGUAUAGUGGCUUUUUUGGUAACAAGUGUCAGACCUUGUCGCGUAUAUCAAUGCAAAUCUUAGUUCGAGACAUUCCCGCUGAAACAAGGUAUUCAUUUGUUUUUGGGGCGCUCCAGAGUCGAGGCCGCUGUUGACUCAUGUUGGUUCCUGGUGUUUUCCGCAUUUACAGCGUCGAAGAUCUUUCCGGGAUUCAUUAACCAAUGCGGAUCGAGACUUCUCUUCAACGUUUG
Molecule: messenger RNA, 1915 nt
Organism: Exophiala viscosa
Lineage: Eukaryota; Fungi; Ascomycota; Eurotiomycetes; Chaetothyriales; Herpotrichiellaceae
Product: acyltransferase family-domain-containing protein
Exons: 2
Coding region: 1-1563 (520 amino acids)
Biological process (GO): polysaccharide biosynthetic process
Cellular component (GO): membrane
Molecular function (GO): acyltransferase activity, transferring groups other than amino-acyl groups
Source: RefSeq, a predicted model, not a curated record